This is a messenger RNA of Xiphophorus hellerii (green swordtail), 1732 nucleotides long. RefSeq lists its product as uncharacterized. Bases 575 to 1171 code for a protein of 198 amino acids. The record is from RefSeq and is a predicted model, not a curated record. Gene Ontology annotation, molecular function: phosphoribosylamine-glycine ligase activity. The transcript is spliced from 7 exons. Lineage: Eukaryota; Metazoa; Chordata; Actinopteri; Cyprinodontiformes; Poeciliidae. Gene Ontology annotation, biological process: purine nucleobase biosynthetic process.
UUUAUACUAAGGCAGAGCAGGGACAUAGCAUGUUGCUUUGUAAAAGCAUCUCUAAAUCAUUAAAGAUUUUCUCUUCUUUUUAAUACUUCAAUAUUUCAUAUCUAACAGAUUUUAUUUGACAAAUACAACCUGAGUAAACACAGACAGCAAUUUUCAAACUGUUUCACUUUUUGUUGCAGAAAAAGUGAAAUUUCUUCUUUUGUUAAAUCAUAAUUAGCCACAAUUUUUGAAAAGCUGAGUUUAUCAACAAAUUCUUCUACAACUAUUCUUACUGUGCGUCUUGCCUGUCAAAUGUAAAGCAGCACACUGUAGAUUGAAGCGGAUCUCCAGCAUUAGAGGAAAACCGCCAUCUGAUCCGGUUUGUUGCGGUGGGAGCAGCCGCAGCGUUGGUGGCGCUCUGCGUGAGUCAGCCGGACACACACAGAAAACGACAGCCGACCAUAUGGACCACCGGCGGCGUCCUCGCACAGGUCCAGUUCAUCUCCUGCUGAUGCUUCCAGUUCUUCUGGGUUUCUGCUGCUCAGCUUCUGAUCUGCUUCACUGACAGCUUCAGCUUUUCUGUCUGGACCAACAGAUGAUUGGUUUGCUGCUGGAAACGGAGAUGGUGCAGCAGAUCCUGCAGGGGGCGCUCUGGGGCCUCAGUGUUCAGGAAGUAGUGGAAUCCAAAAAGUGUUCCUCCCAUCAUUUGGUGAAGUUGCGUCACGUGUGUCCCCGCAGCUUCCACGGAGGGUCAGUCCACCCACGGAGAGCGGGGAAAGCACAGCAGGCGAAACGGGCUGCGAGUAAUUCUUGGUUCAUAACAACAGAGCUCAUUGGUUUGAUCUCUACGAUUUCAUCGGACCUCCAUCCCCUGGAAAAGGUCACGGCUCUUCCUGCUAAAGUUGCGAUGGCGGAGCGGGUUCUGGUGGUAGGAGGCGGGGGACGGGAACACGCGCUGGCCUGGAAGCUGGCCCAGUCGCCCCGGGUCCAGCAGGUUCUGGUGGCUCCCGGAAACGCAGGAACCGCCAGCUGCGGCAAGAUCAGCAACUCUGAGGUGUCGGUGAGCAACCACAGCAUCCUGGCUCAGUUCUGUAAGGACCACCACGUCGGUUUGGUCGUAGUCGGACCCGAGGCGCCGCUGGCAGCAGGUAUGGUGGACGAUCUGACGGCGGAUCUUUUCUUAUUUCUGUAGACAGUCUUUAAAAACAGAUAAAAGUAUUUAAAUGACAUUAACAGCAGCAGCAUAAUAUUGUAUGUGUAAUACAUUUAUUUACUGAUUAAUUCAGUUCUACAAACGACUGCAAUUAACUAAGUAAUAUUAAGUACUAAUAAUUUCAACUUUAUUAACUUUUUAUAUUUAAUUUUUCUCUAUUAGCUGCUUUCAUCCUGCUUGAUGCUCCUAUCGCAGGUGAUUGAAUUUUAUUUCAAACACAUUUUUAUUAUUUAUAUUUUUUCAGGCCUUGAGUCUCAAAAUUUCCCACAGUGAAUCGUUUUUGGAGGAUUUUUAUAGAAUAAGUUUUAUUUUCCAUGUACUAACCCUGCAGUGACUCUUAUUUAACAUUAAUGUAAGCUGAUUUGAUUUGGCCUGAUAAAAGUGAAAAUGAGAUCAAAUAAACUGUAAUUAAUAUGAAGAGGAAUAUCUGUAGUUGCGAUAGUUCACCACCAGAGGGCAGUGAGCGCUCAUAAUCCUCCAUCAAACGCCUGUUAAACUGCAGUUUGUUCUGCUGGUUUUCUGCUGAAUCCAUGAAAAAAG